Molecule: messenger RNA, 1497 nt
Organism: Haliaeetus leucocephalus (bald eagle)
Lineage: Eukaryota; Metazoa; Chordata; Aves; Accipitriformes; Accipitridae
Exons: 1
Source: RefSeq, a predicted model, not a curated record
AUGGAUGCUCAGGAAAUUGUUGGUGUUUGUGAUUCUGCACCCUCACGAGUUGAAGGAAUAGAGAAAUUAUAUGAUCUUUUAGAGGACUACCAAUCUUGCCCCUCAGUCCAGGGACAAUACUGGGCGAGAAACCACUGGUUUCAACCACAGAGUGUGGUGGAUAGGAUAAGAAUCUUACAGAAGGAAGCUAAGGUUAAGAAGGGGAAAGGAAAAGCUAUAAUUUGUGCGGUGUUGGGAGCCAGUCUGGCAGCUGCGGUGGAAGAGAGAAAGCAGAAGUCUUCUCAAACUGAUAAUGUAAUAGACUCCCUGCAGAUGGUAAUCAAAAAUUUGCAGGAACAAUUGAAAGAAAGUUAACAAUUGUUGGAGGAGGAAAGGAACCAAAAUGUGAUAUUAAAGGAGGAAUUGAAGAAUCAACUUUUGAGAGAGGCGGAUACACAGGCGGAGGUAGAAACGCCGCCUGCGGAGAAAAGGACACAGCAAAUCUAUCCUCAGGGGGAUUUGCAAAGGGCAAAAGAAACCAUAGAAAGCCUCCCACAUAUGUAUCCACUGAUUAAAACAGAGUAUGUGUAUGAGGACAGUAGUGAUGACUGUCCUCAGGUUAUCACUAAAGAAGCCCCAUAUACAGCAACUGAGUUAACAAAAUUGAGAAAAGAUUUUUCAAGGAUGGCAAAGGAAUCUGAGACGGAGUACGUGUGGAGAGUGUCUUUGUCAGGAGGAGAUGGAAUCUUGUUGUCAGAGAAAGAAGCAGAAGGAUAUUGGGGUCCAGGUGUGUUUCUAACAACUGGCGAUUACCGGGCCCCAUGGUCAUUGACUCAGAGAGCUGCGUACUGGGCUGGAGGGUUAAACCCCAUGGAAAGGGGAGAUCCCCUUGCCAUAACCAGUACAGUGGAUCAGCUAGUGGAAAGUGUGCAAAAGGCGGCAUGUAUCCAGACGAUGUAUGACCGGGAGCUCAAGCCCCAUCAGGGCUCCCCGAUGCUGCUGCCUGUGGACCCAGAGAGGAUGAGUAUUCUAAUACGGGGACUUCCCGACUCUCUGAAACCCAUUGGGAUUCAAUUGCAAGGGAGAAUUCUAAACACCCCCAAUGGAGAAAGGAUUAUGUCCACUCUGGAGGGGAGAAUGUCCCCUGACCAUCGGCAGCCAGGGAGAAAAGUGUGGACAUGGGGAGAGGUAGCUCAGGAAUUGAUUAACUUUGAGAGAAAAUACGGCCCUGUUGGUGGAUCGUCUCAAAGAACUGAAAACAAGAUCGUACGGCAACUUAGUGGGCGGCUAUUAGCCCCUGGAAGAGAGAGGCCCCUAAGUCGACAGGGACUGUGGCAGCUAGGGCUUCAGAAAGGCAUUCCCUGGGACUUGAUGGAUGGGCUCUCGACCCAAAGAUUGGAGGAGCUUGUGCAGAACUGGUCAGGGCAAAAGGCCGUUUCCAAACCAACCCCUAGUGCCCCACCCUCGAUAAACCUUGAGGACGAGCCAACUAAGGAGGAGAAGGUGGCGGGAAACUAG